This is a messenger RNA of Rhinocladiella mackenziei CBS 650.93, 1467 nucleotides long. RefSeq lists its product as uncharacterized. Gene Ontology annotation, biological process: transmembrane transport. NCBI's taxonomy places the organism in Eukaryota, Fungi, Ascomycota, Eurotiomycetes, Chaetothyriales, Herpotrichiellaceae. The transcript has 7 exons. Bases 1 to 1467 code for a protein of 488 amino acids. The record is from RefSeq and is a predicted model, not a curated record. Gene Ontology annotation, cellular component: membrane. Gene Ontology annotation, molecular function: transmembrane transporter activity.
AUGGAUGAAAAAUCACUCCCGGCUGAUCAUAUCGAGAAAAAGGAUGAAACAUCAUCCCUCUCCUCCGGCCAGAAAGAUGAAGAAAUUCCAGCAGAUCCAAACCAGGACUGGUCGAACGCAGAAGAAAGAGCACUUGUCAAAAAAUUGGACUGGCGUGUCUUCCCCAUGCUCUGCAUAGUCUUCGGCUUGUCUUUACUCGACAGAACGAAUAUAUCAGCGGCAUAUAUCGCUGGAAUGGCUGAAGACCUCGAACUUGCGGUUGGGGCCAGAUACUCCAUCACCUUGUUGGUCUUCUUCAUUGGGUAUGCCAUAUUCGAGAUCCCAUCCAACAUGGUGAUUCGGAGGCUUGGUGCGCAAAUCUGGCUCAGCUUUUUGAUCAUAUCAUGGGGCCUCUGCGUUUUAGGAAUGGGUUUUGUACAUAGCUGGACCGCGCUCACCGUUUGUCGAUCUUUGCUAGGUAUCUUUGAAGCAGGCUUAUUUCCGGGCGCCGUCUUCAUCAUUGGGUCCUGGUACAGGCAAUUUGAAACAGCGCAGCGGGUGUCUCUGUUCUACAUGGCGUCGCUUCUGUCUUCCGGAUUCGGACCAAUAUUCGCCUAUGUUCUCUCACUGAUCCGUGUUGGGGAUGGAACAUACCGUCAGGGAUGGCGUUGGAUAUUUAUAAUUGAAGGGAUCGUCACCGUCGUGGCUGGGAUGGUGUCGCCCUGGUUUCUCGUGGAAUUCCCAGAAAAAGCCAAAUGGUUGACUCCACGUCAAAGGCACAUCGCUCAAGCUCGGUUACAAGCCGACAAAGCAGCCAAAGAAUACGUGCACCCUACAUUCAAAGAAUCGAUGAAGAUGCUUUGGGACUGGAAACUCAUCAUCUACUCAGUCCAAUAUUUCGUUGCGGCCUCGAGCGUGUAUUCGCUUGCGUACUUCAAACCUAUCAUCCUUCGGCAAGGUAUGGGCUUUAGCUACGCACUGUCGCAGAUCCUAGCAUCACCACCGUACGUCUUCGCCAUCAUCAUGAGCAUCAGCAUGGCAUGGGUGUCCGACAAGUACCGUACGCGCUGGCCCAUCUUGGUCGCGCAGAGUGUUACCGCCAUCGUCGGCCUAUUCAUCAUCCUCUACGCCAAACCCCCUGGCGUCCGCUACUUUGGCUUGUACCUUGCCAUCUUUGGCACUCAGGCCAAUGUUCCUGGGACCCUCGCGUACGGUCAGAGCCAAACCGCCGAGGUCAGGAAGAAAGGCGUCGUUGCUGCUGCCAUGAUCUCUGUUGGUGCCGCGGGUGGAAUUACGGGAAGUACCAUCUUUAGAAGUCAAGAUGCGCCGCAAUACCUGCCUGGCAUGUGGGCCACGAUAUCCCUGCAGAUCCUCUACUCGAUCGUCACCCUGGGUUUGAGCAUGUACCUGAAGCACCAGAACAGAUUGGCGGACGAGGGCAAGAGACCUGCGUUAGAAAAUGUCGAAGGGUUCAGAUAUGCGCCGUAG